This is a messenger RNA of Saitoella complicata NRRL Y-17804, 829 nucleotides long. RefSeq lists its product as uncharacterized. The coding region runs from base 293 to 829 and encodes 178 amino acids. The transcript has 2 exons. NCBI's taxonomy places the organism in Eukaryota, Fungi, Ascomycota, Saitoellomycetes, Saitoellales, Saitoellaceae. The record is from RefSeq and is a predicted model, not a curated record.
AGUAAUGCGCCGAAGGAUUUGGCUGAUGCGGGUGUUGCGGAUAAGUUGAAGUAUAAGAUCAAGGGGUUGCUUCAUAAGGAGUAGGAGUAGAUGUAUGCUGUUUCUUUGGAGUUUUUGUUCUCGUUACGAUAGUGAUACCUUCUUUACCUUCCCUUCUGGUCGGCUCUCGAGACGGCCCGCCCGAACCCGCCACCCGGCGACAGAGAUAAGAGAAAGUACGUCAUCUGCAACUCGCUGUUAUAAAGUGUAAGUCCUCCGCAAUUAUUGUUCAAUCGCAAUAACAUCAAUCGCAAUGUCAACAACAAUCCCAAUCCUCGAGAACGACGGUGAUCGCGUUCGCGUACACGGCCCAGACGAAGUAACCUCGCACGGUAGAGGCGGUGCCGGCAACUUUGGCGUCGACACAACUCCCAUGAUCGAUCCCAACGUCGUCCGUAUGGAAAUGCCAGGCGCACACGGAGAAGCCUUCUCAACAGGCCGCGGCGGCACAGGAAACAUGGGUAACGCCGGCUCAGCCCGUCACCACGUCCCCGGAGAUCCCUCCGCCGUAACAACAGACGAAUUCUCCUCCGAACAGAUUUCGCCUGGUCUCGAAGCCGGUGAAGGGUUCUCCACUGGACGCGGCGGAGCAGGGAAUGUCGAGCCGGCGGAUAAUUCGGUAGGGGUUGUGGGACAUGGGAAUCAUGCGCAUGGAGCUGUGGGUGGAAGCGUUGAUAGUGAUGCGGUUAUGGAGGAGAGGAGGGAGAAGGCGCCGGAGGGGCAGGCGGAUGCUGGGCUGGCGGAUAAGGCAAAGAUGAUGAUUGCGGGGCUGUUUCAUAAGAAUAAGUAG